GUCCUGGGAAUAUUUAGUGGAAAGAGACGCUCGCCAGCUGCUCUGCUUGCUCUGGACCAGCUAACCCUGCAGUAUACCUAGGGAGGAACCUCUUCUUGAAUUUUCCUUGUUGCCAAACGGAAAUUUAAACGAAAAAUGUCCGACGAAGAACUGAAGACGGUUUUUAAAUCGUUCUGUGCCUUUGGGGCAGGAAGUAAAGAUGCGCAACCUGAAAUGGACAACGCGAAAUUUGCAAAACUCUUUCGUGAUCUCAAAUUGUACGACAAAAAAUUUACCUCCACAGACACGGAUAUUAUUUUCAACAGACCCGAAGUCAAAAGCAAGACGGAUCGGAAAAUUCGCUUUGAUGGCUUUAAGAAAGCUCUGGAAUUAUGUGCAGAGAAGAAGUAUGGAAACAAAAGCGAAGUGCAGAAGUUAAUUGACAAGAUUUGCAGCGGAAAAGGUCCAACGGCCGUCGGUGCCACGAAACAAAGUAAGACAGGUGGAGUUGAUAGAAUGACUGAUACCUCACAAUACACUGGAUCACACAAAGAGCGCUUUGAUGAGAGUGGAAAAGGCAAAGGAAUAGAGGGUCGUGUAGACAGGGAUACCAAAGCUGCUGAAGGCUAUGUAGGUGGUUAUAAAGGAAAAGAUACUUAUGAUAAGACACAUUAGAGUACAAAAUGUAAAACAGACUCUUUUGUACCAUGUUGUGUGCUUGAUUCACUCUUAAAGUUCACGUUUGACAUAAAAUGUAAACAGUUUAGGGACAAUGAGAUUUUAUGACGAUUGAGUUAUCACUGAAAUGAUUAGAUUUAAUUUGAUUGGAUCAACCUAACUGAUAAUGCAUGGCUGGUCAGGUUGUUCUUUUAUUAACUACGUCAAGGUAUUCAGUAGUUUAUAACUUAUUUCAUUGCAAUUUUGGACUGACUUUGGCAAUUUUUAAUACCAGUAAUUUAAACUUUGAAUAAAAGCAACAAAUAAAGUGAAAGUAUCUAACAUGCAGUUUGAA
Stylophora pistillata is the source of this 991-nucleotide messenger RNA. RefSeq names its product tubulin polymerization-promoting protein family member 2. Gene Ontology annotation, biological process: microtubule bundle formation; microtubule polymerization; positive regulation of protein polymerization. Lineage: Eukaryota; Metazoa; Cnidaria; Anthozoa; Scleractinia; Pocilloporidae. Gene Ontology annotation, molecular function: tubulin binding. The record is from RefSeq and is a predicted model, not a curated record. Gene Ontology annotation, cellular component: microtubule.